UGCUGGGUGACUUAAUUGUGUAACGCUCAUUGACGAGUCAGCACAAUGCUGCUGAGACCGCGAAGGCGCAGAGCGAUGCAAUGCUCCCAUCGAGGAGAACACAGAUGGACAGCCUAGUUCAGCCGCUCGUCGCCCAGUACCUCGCAAUGGGCUGUCAAUCAAAGGAAAACAACCAAAACGAAAGUGUAACGUCGGACGAAAAGGGAAAGGACGAUGCGAGAGUGUCUCCAGGAUGCAGCUCCAGGUCUAGAGUUUCUCCUCCAGGCCGCCCUCAGAGGUUCCACAAACCCAGCCCGGCCCAAACCACCCCAGGGAAAUCCAUGAUGUCCCUGGGUUCCCUGACCAAAGGGGGGAGCUGGGAGGACCUCAUUCAGGCCUGUCUGCAGUCCUUUGACUCUGAUGGUGGUGUGUGUGGAAGCAGCCACGUGUUGAACAUCACCCUGACCAUGCACCGCAUCCACAUCUCCUCCUGGGAUCUGCUGGACAAACUCACCACUCUAUUCAAAAUAGCGCUGGACAAUGAGCAGCCAACAGAGUGCCAGAGGAUAUGCUACCUCAUCAGGCAUUGGAUCCAGGAAUUCUGGAUGAUGUUCCGGUUGCACCACAGCUUGUCAGACAGCCUGGACCAGUUUCGGGAGCUGAUCAGAGAGCAGGGACAGGAGCAUCUUUGCUCUCUCCUCGAUACCAAAUGGAUAAAUGAACGGGACUGGUCGUGGAAGGCCAGCCAGAAGAUCAAAGCUAACAGCAGUAAAAAAAGGAAGGUCUCUCUUCUUUUUGAUCACCUGGAGCCCAUUGAGCUGGCUGAGCAUCUCACCUUCCUGGAAUUCAAGUCCUUCUGCAGGAUAUCAGUGAGUAUACACACUAAAAUACUGUUUGAGUGUAUAUGCUUCAUCAUGUUCACGUUGAUUUGUUUAUUUGACAUGCAUCUCUGUGCACUGAAAACCAGUAGGUAUUUCCUCUUGACGGGAAAUGUCUUCCAGUUUCCGUGCAGCAGUUUAUGCUCCUCUCUCUGUCAGUUUGUAGACUUUCAGAAUUACAUUAGAAGCUGCUGCAUGAAGGACAUCCCCAUGAUGGAGCGUUCCAUCGCCCUGUGUAAUGGUAUCUCCCAAUGGGUCCAGCUGAUGGUGCUGAGCAGGCCGACAGCUCAGCUGAGAGCUGAGGUUUUCACCAAGUUUAUCCACGUGGCAAAGAAUCUACAUCUCAUGCACAAUUUCAACACGCUAAUGGCGGUGGUGGGAGGGCUUUGUCACAGCUCGAUCUCCAGACUGAAGGACACCACCUCGCAUGUAUCCAACGAGGUCACCAAGAUACUGAACGAGAUGACAGACCUGCUGUCCUCAUGCAGAAACUAUGACAACUACAGACAAGCUUACAGCAAGUGUACAGGUUUUAAAAUCCCUAUUCUGGGCGUUCACCUCAAAGAUCUGAUUUCGGUUAACGAGGCCAUGUCUGACUAUGUGGAGGACAACAAGGUGAACGUUCAGAAGCUCCAGGCACUCUACAGCCACAUUAAUGAGUUGAUCCAGCUCCAGCAAAUCCCUCCGAUGCUGGACGCAAACAUGGACCUGGUCCAUCUGUUGACGCUGUCCUUGGAUCUUUACUACACUGAGGAUGAGAUAUAUGAACUGUCUUACACCAGAGAACCCAAGAACUGUAAAGCACCGCCAGCCACCCCCUCUAGACCUUCAGUGGUUGUGGACUGGGCACCAGGAGUAGUUCCCAAACCCGAUCCCCGAACCAUCAGCAAACAUGUGCAGAGAAUGGUGGAUUCCGUGUUUAAGAACUACGAUCACGAUGAGAACGGCUUCAUCUCUCAAGAGGAAUUUGAGAAAAUUGCAGCUAGCUUUCCGUUUUCCUUCUGUGUCAUUGACAAAGAGAAGGAAGGCCUCAUCAGCAGAGAGGAGAUCACAGCCUAUUUCAUGCGGGCAAGUGUCAUCUGCUCAAAACUGGGUCUUGGCUUUGUCCACAACUUCCAGGAGACCACUUACAUGAAACCAACCUUCUGUGACAACUGCUCAGGAUUUCUGUGGGGUGUCAUCAAGCAAGGCUACAGAUGCAGAGACUGUGGGAUGAACUGCCACAAGCUGUGCAAGGAGCAGGUGGCGUUUGAGUGCAAGAAGAACGCCAAAGUCACCAACGCCACCGACAGUCCGACACUGAGCUCCAGCUUUGUCACCAUGGGCACCUCAGAGGGUUCAGAAGAAUGUCCUUUCCCCUACCCGCCAGAUGACCGCAAAGACUGGAGCCCAGACUCCCCAGUCACCUAUUCGAGGCCUCAGAAGGUCCAUAGCGCCACCCAGACAGAGGGACUCCAAAUGCCUUCUGCAGACCAAGAUGUCAGCCGCCUUCAGCCUUCUCCACUGUUCCCAACACCACCACCCCUCACCUCAUGUCCCAGCCCGGUGCCCCAGAGAAAACAGCGACACUGUGCCAAGUGGGAAAACAGAUCGUCGUUGGAGCAACAGCUUAGAGAGCCAGAUGAGGAGAAUAAACCCACCUAUGAAUCUCUGGAAUCGGACAAUCAGAGGAUGCAGAAUGCCAAUGGGACACUACGUAGGAAGCUGAAGGAGGCAGAGCGGGAGGUGGAGAUACUAAAGACACUGCUCAAGAGGCAUGCCCUCCACCCUGUUGAGGAGGACUCCUCCUCCUAGACACACACUUACUCUGGACCUCCUCAAGGGAGACUGCUGCUGCCCCCCUAUGGCAGCAUGGACACAUCUGGAUCCAAUAAGUUAUUGUUCAUGAACUGUGCAAGUAUUUUACCAGUCUGACCCAAUCAAUUUGGCGUUAGGUGGUGUAAAGCAGGUUAUGAUGCAAAUAGCUAGUCACAGCGUUUUAAUGCACAUGGUAUACAGUCAAACAAACAAAAAAGCCAAUCAUUAUGUCACCAAUAACGAAGUAAAGAACCUUUUUCGAGGAGUAUCGAUUUUUUGGAACUAGAUAGAGUACAUAGUGCCAAAAAUACCGUCACAAUACUGUAGUGUUAUAUUUAAAGAAGUUUAAAGUGAGCCGAAGGAGCCCCUUUACUGUAAUGUACAGUUUACAGAAGAAGGAACAUCGUUGCAAUGAGUAUUACUCACUUUUUUUAGUGAUCCAUUAAGAGCUGGAAAGGAUUUCCCUAUGUUUAAGGUAAACAGAAAAGCAUAUUAAAUAAAGGAUUUAACCCUUGUGUUGCCUUCGGGUCAAUUUGACCCGAUUCAAUGUUUAAUGUCGGUAUUCUUUCGGGAGUCAACAAACAAACAUAAAGUACCUCACACUUAAACUUGUAAAACAAUAUUAAUUCUAAUAAUUUUCUGGAGAUUUUAAUAGCUGGUGUCAUAUUGACCUCAAGGGUAAAAUAUGUUCGUAAAUAUAAAGGUAACAGGAGGGUUAAACAUUGAAUCGGGUCAUAUUGACCCGAAGGCGACAGGAGGGUGAAACAUUGAAUCGGGUCAAAUUGACCCGAAGGCAACACAAGGGUUAAGAGUAAAAAUAGGGAAAAAUUAGUUUGCUCUGUUCUUGAUCAAUAAUGCGACUAGAUAUUUAUGUUAAACAUAAAAUGGAAACUAGAGGAAAACAAGACAUUUAUUGUGAUUACACAGGUGCAACAUUAGGGCCCACUGAUUAUAGCAGCAGAAUGAAGGUUUGUGGCAUCUGAUGUACAGAACUGUUAUUGCUCUGCAUCGUUGACCCUGUUCCUAUCCAUGCACAAGAUGUUGUCAGUGCUUCUGUUGAUAUUUAUUGUUUCAAACACUACACAGGUCAUGUAGGGAGUCACAGAAAAGAACAUUUUGAAAAGCAUACUGGUACUUUCAGUGAAUUAUUUAUGCUUGUGUGUGUUACUUAGCAUCAUAUUGAUUGACAUUUAUUUUCAUUGUGCAGCCAUGUCACCUUAUUUUUGUGUGGCCGGUUGUGGGAGUGUUGUACUGUGAGUCAAGCUACAUGUGUUUGUGUUGUGUGUAAUGCACUGUAAAUACAAAGUAUACUAAGUGCCAUCUUAAUUAAGUCGAGGCUCAUCCUUUUGCUCAGUAUUGUUCUCUUAUUGUGACAAUAAAUACUGUUUUGUAUAUAAAAUAAUGGCUUGUGUUACUCAGUUUGACCACUGGGGGCCACUAAAGCCUCAUACUGUUUCUUCAGGGUCUCGCUAAUGAUUAUUGACUGAAUGUGUUUUCAGACUCUGGACUUGUUCUAUAAAUGUUGCACUCUAAUCAAAGUGUUUUACCUUUGGCAUUUAUCAAAUUAAAGAGCAAAAAAGGGAG
Pseudoliparis swirei is the source of this 4238-nucleotide messenger RNA. RefSeq names its product RAS guanyl-releasing protein 1-like. The record is from RefSeq and is a predicted model, not a curated record. Gene Ontology annotation, molecular function: calcium ion binding; guanyl-nucleotide exchange factor activity. Bases 81 to 2651 code for a protein of 856 amino acids. NCBI's taxonomy places the organism in Eukaryota, Metazoa, Chordata, Actinopteri, Perciformes, Liparidae. Gene Ontology annotation, biological process: positive regulation of GTPase activity; Ras protein signal transduction. The transcript has 16 exons. Gene Ontology annotation, cellular component: plasma membrane.